Didymosphaeria variabile is the source of this 2139-nucleotide messenger RNA. RefSeq lists its product as uncharacterized. The record is from RefSeq and is a predicted model, not a curated record. Gene Ontology annotation, biological process: regulatory ncRNA-mediated heterochromatin formation; translation. Bases 1 to 2139 code for a protein of 712 amino acids. Gene Ontology annotation, molecular function: siRNA binding; structural constituent of ribosome. Gene Ontology annotation, cellular component: ribosome; nucleus. Lineage: Eukaryota; Fungi; Ascomycota; Dothideomycetes; Pleosporales; Didymosphaeriaceae. The transcript has 8 exons.
AUGUCUCAAUUCCGAUCGAAAACGCUCGACAUUGGCUGCUUUUCCAAGAUCCGCAACAUUCGUGAUCACACGAAGCGGAAGGUCUACGAAGCCAACGAGCCUGAACGACAAGCGCUCCGAUACAUAAUUCGAAACACGACGUUCCCACAGCGAGUCCGCGCCCAGGCACAGCUCCAGCUUUCCCAGAUGCAUUGCUACACGAGGUUCACGCAGAUCAAAAACAGGUGUAUAAUGGGAGGCAAGGGCAGAGGUGUCUUCAGCGACUUCAGGAUGGGUCGAUACCAAUUCCGAAUAAACGCGCUCGCCGGAAAUAUCCCUGGUGUGAAGAAGGCAAGCUGCACCAACGAAGAAGCGCAAGGGCUGAACACCGUCAGCAUGUUUCGCCGACAGGAGAACACGUUAGACGCCGAUGCGAAGUAUCCCCUUGGAUAUUUCGUUGACGUGAAUGGUUGCAUUCGGAGAAUCGAGGCUCCAGAGCACUUCUUCGACUUCUUCUAUACGAACAACGAACGCCACAACGAAGUCCGUGGAGAGGCGAUGCGUGUUUGCCAGCGUCGAGAGGUCAUGAGUCGCCUAGCAGCUCUGGGUCUCAAAGAGCUAUACCUGCCUACGCGAUCCAACAGCAAGCCUAUAGGACCCCAUGUCCCCAUCCUCGCACCCCCUGCCGAAGUGUUGAAGACGCGGAAGCGUGUAAUCGUCAUCAUCAACGACGACACCUACCAGGAUCUCGGGAUUCUGGCGUACCGUGAGCUACAGCGCGAGGGUGGUCUGAAUGGUGGUUCGGUGGUCAGCUUCGUCAAAGGCCUAGUCAAUCGUACACAGGCGGACGCGUCCCCCGACCACCACGAGAAGUUGGCUAGAGAUGGUGCACGAAUUGAGAAGGAUGAGCAUAUCCCGGGAUUGAUCGUUCUCAACACUGGCCAGCUUCUCUACUCACACAAGUUCAACAAGGCGCUUUCGAUGCGCAGCUGGACUGCCUUACCGCGAAAGUCGAUCACGCACGAUCCAGUGAAGAUCCACGAAGUUGAGAAUCGCGUUGAGGGCCACAGAACACCGUCGGAGCACAUCAAGACGGUCUUCAACACGGUGAUCAAGAACCGGAACUUUGUCUCGCCUGAAGCAGAGGUGUACGUGGUGGCAAUUGAAAAUGGUGUAGAGAAGCUCAUUGAAGUCCUAGACCAGAACUUCUACAGUUACGCCGAUCGAAUCACGGCGAUGGCUUUUAUGCAGUCGACUGUCGGCGGCCACCAAAUCCGCAAUCCAGAUGUAAAAGCCUUCCUCCACACUCGCGCUAGGCACUGGGAGACUUUCAAAAUCGGAAGCGCCGACCCAACCCAGUGCAAAGCUGUUCCCGCGGAUUACAUCUCCAAGCAGCCUUCCACCCCUAUACCCAAAUCACCUGUCAAUUGGCUGGAGACUGUCGAUGGAGGAGCUGGUCUCCGCGCUGAUACCCCGCUCGCGAGCAUCCCAGAGGUAAAGUUAGCUAUAGCGGCUACGAAAGAAUCGACGUCGGAAGACGGCUUCCAAGAUGCCACCCCGAUCUGUCCAGUCUUCGGUGGCGGAGAAACCUGGGUAGGCGAAUGCGUCUUCACGCAAUCUAUCGUGCAGCAGGCCGUUCUAGAGUUCUUCGAAGACGUAGCGCUGGAUCCAAAGGGUUUCUGCAACCCCGAUUUCAAAUUCGACAAUCCUGAGCCUUCUUCUGACGGACCACUCGCUCUCUCUGCUGCCUCUCAGUAUGAUGCAAUUCCAGAAGACAUGCUAAAUCCCGAAAAGAAAGCAGUCCUUGCAGCACAAGAGGAGCUCAGCCAGCUGGAGGCGGCUUUCAACGCUGUCCCGCAGGACAAUCCCGAUCUAGCACCCGGUCUUCUCCGCCUCCGCAAUCGUAUCAAGAAAAAGGACGCUGAGCUCAGGGAUCUGGAAGAGAAAGCGCUAGCUACUGGAGCGCUAGGUGCCGGUGCUGCGCAGCAUGUACGGGACGGCUGGAAGCACCAGACGAACGGUGAGGAGUGGACGGAGAAGAAGCCCGGUACGCCGAUAUCGUUUGCGGGAGUGCAGGCGGACAGCAAUGUCGUUGCGAGUGCAGGUUGCUUGGACACGGUGGAGGAGGAGCUCGCGAAGCUGGAGCUCGAGGAGGAUUGA